AUGAAUGUAUUUUUGCAGAUGGCUUUGUUGUUCUGUUCACUUCUGCUUUCCAGCGACACUUUAUUGUUAAAGAAGCCGUCGGCGGCGUUUCAGCCACAUUCGUCGUCAUCGUCACAAACGGAAUUCGCUGUGCAAAUCUCCGUCAAAAACCAUCAAACACAGGGAUGCCUUGUUUAUUUCAGUACAGCUUUAUUCGUAUUAGCGCGGCAGUCAUCGUUUAUGAUGGGUUUUGUUGAAUGGUUACGCAUCGAUGCGCUGCCAUCCUCUUUGACAGUGUUGAUGCUUGCACAGAAUUUUAAAAUUCUUCAAGGAUCUGUGCAACGUCCGUUUAUCCAUUGGAAUGACCCGAAAGCCGUAAAGUUGUGCGGGAGCAGCGAUCGUCUGAUGAUGCGGCUGUCACAGUUAUCGUCAUCAUGGGAAUGGUUGCUACUCGCAGAAUCUUCUGUUACACUGGUUUGGAGUACCAUUGCGCAUAUCAUCCUGCUAGAGACUUUCCGGUACAGCUUAAUUCUUCUUGUGAAGAGUAUCGAAAGCAAAAGAUUUGGCCAACUUCCAGUGCAUAAAGCGCCAAGUCGACUGUGCCGCUUCCUGAAAUCAACUUGUUUAUCCCUUUUGUUUUGCCAGAAAGCACUGCUGCUGAGUUGGUUGACUCAGAAGAAGGUCAGAAUUUAA
This is a messenger RNA of Gongylonema pulchrum, 672 nucleotides long. The record is from the annotation of a GenBank genome assembly. NCBI's taxonomy places the organism in Eukaryota, Metazoa, Nematoda, Chromadorea, Rhabditida, Gongylonematidae.